UGGAACUUGUCAGAGUUCAUCCUGCUGUCUCAGAAAGCCAGUGCUGCAGCUUUUGUAGCUUCUGUGACCCUCUCAAACCAGAUAGUAAAAUCUCAAAACAAUGUCUCUGUCUUUCGAGGGAAGAGUCGUGCUUGUUACUGGGGCCGGAGGAGGUCUUGGCAGAGAAUAUGCACUGGCUUUUGCUGAGAGAGGUGCCUCAGUAAUAGUGAAUGACCUUGGGGCAGACACUAAAGGAGGCGGAAAGAGUUCUGCAGCUGCUGAUAAGGUGGUGGAAGAGAUAAGAGCGAAGGGAGGCAAGGCAGUGGCGAACUAUGAUUCUGUAGAAGAUGGAGAGAAGCUGAUCCAGACAGCAUUGGAUGCAUUUGGAAGAAUAGAUGUUGUUGUAAACAAUGCUGGAAUACUUCGUGACCGAUCAUUUGCCAGGACGAGUGAUUUGGAUUGGGACCUCAUUCAGAGAGUUCACUUGAGAGGCUCUUUCUUAGUGACUCGAGCUGCCUGGAACCACAUGAAAAACCAAAAGUUUGGCAGAAUCAUCAUGACUGCUUCAGCCGCAGGGAUCUAUGGCAACUUUGGCCAGGCCAACUACAGCGCUGCCAAGCUGGGCUUGCUGGGGCUGGCUAACACUUUGGCAAUCGAGGGUCGCAAGUACAACAUCCACUGCAAUACGAUUGCUCCUGUUGCUGGGUCACGGCUCACAGAAACAGUCAUGCCUCCAGAUCUUGUGGCGUCUCUGAAGCCUGAGUAUGUUGCUCCUUUGGUCCUCUGGCUCUGUCAUGAACAAUGCCAGGAGAAUGGAGGACUGUUUGAGGUUGGUGCAGGGUGGAUUGGUAAAUUGCGCUGGGAGCGUACUCAGGGCUAUAUAGUGAGACAGAAGAACCAAUCCAUGAAACCCGAGUCCAUCAGGGACCACUGGGAAAAAAUAUGUGACUUCACAGAUGCCACCAAACCUGCUAAUAUGCAAGAGUCUCUGCAGUCAAUGGUGAGUGUGCUGUCUCAAGUGGAAUCGCAGGGUGAUGUUGGUGUGAAUCCAGCAGCAGCUGCAGCCUCUGCAGGCUUGGGAUCAGGGAUUGAUCCUACUAAAGCAGUGGGACAAAAACUUCCUCCAACCACUUUCAGCUUCAACCACACCCAGUGUAUCCUGUAUGCGCUGGGUGUCGGCAUGUCCACCAAGGACCCAGACCAUCUGAGGUUCCUGUAUGAAGGCCAUCCGGACUUCAGCUGCCUCCCCACCUUCGGGGUCAUUCCCUCCCAGGCAGCUAUGAUGGAUGGUGGUCUGAGCUCAGUCCCUGGACUCAACAUAGAUUUUACCCAGGUGUUGCAUGGGGAGCAGUACUUGGAGCUUUACAAACCUCUGCCAACUUCAGGUAAACUUACCUCUGAGGCCACGAUAGCAGACGUGUUGGAUAAAGGAUCUGGAGCCGUCAUCCUCCUGGAUGUGAAUACCUACAGUGGCAACGAGCUGGUGUGCUACAACCAGUUUUCGGUGUUUGUUGUCGGUGCUGGAGGCUUCGGAGGAAAGAGAAGCUCUGAGAAAGCCAAACCUCCUGUUCCUCCUCCUAAACGCUCACCAGAUGCUGUUGUGAUCGAUUCAACCACAAGAGACCAAGCUGCCUUGUAUCGCCUGAGUGGAGACUGGAACCCUCUUCAUAUAGACCCCAGCUUUGCUGCUAUGGGAGGCUUCAAAGCUCCCAUCCUGCAUGGCCUGUGUUCGUUCGGCUUCGCUGCGAGACACGUCCUCAAGCAGUUCGCCGACAACGACCCCUCCAGGUUCAAGGCCAUCAAGGUUCGCUUUGUGAAGCCGGUGAUGCCGGGUCAGUCACUGCAGACUGAGAUGUGGAAGGAAGGCAACAGAGUUCACAUCCAGUGCAAAGUGAAGGAGACCGAUGCAGUCGUGCUGGCAGGAGCCUAUGUGGAUUUGCACGGAGCCUCAGGAGCAUCUCCAGAAAAUCUCUCUCAGGGAGGUGGCCUUCAGAGUGAGCUGGUGUUUGCAGAGAUCGGCCGUCGUAUCAAAGACGUGGGCUCAGAGCUGGUCAAGAAGGUGAACGCUGUGUUCGGCUGGGAGAUAACGAAAGAUGGGAAGAAAGCGGCACAGUGGACCAUUGAUCUGAAGAGCGGCAGCGGGUCAUUGCACAAAGGGCCUUACGGCGGAAAGGCGGAUGUGACCAUGACUGUGUCGGACGAAGACUUCAUGGAGGUGGUGCAGGGGAAGCUCAACCCUCAGAAGGCCUUCUUCUCUGGCAAGCUGAAGGUUAGAGGGAACAUCAUGCUGAGUCAGAAGCUGGAGGUUAUCCUGAAGGACUACGCCAAGCUGUGAGCUCCUCAGCCAGCCAAUCAAAUGACUUCAAGAACUGACCAACCUACAAGCUCGCCUUCUCCUUCUGUGUGUGUGUGUGUGUGUGUGUGUGUGUGUGUGUGUGUAUACUUUUCCACUCGAGGGAAACACACAAAGUGACCCUGAGAAUUAAUUCUGAAGUGUCACUAAUCAAGUUUCAAAGAGUCUGAAAUAAAACGUCUUUAUUCUCAGCCAUCAUGAGGAGAAACUGUAAUUCAGAGCACCUGGUUAUUUACACCUGGCUACAGUCGGUCCUUGCUAACCUGUGCCUAAUGAAUCAUGUAGAAAAUAACCAAAGCAUUUCAUAAAUGUAAUUGCUUCACAAAGACUGUGCUCAAAUGUGUCUAAUGAAACGAUUGCUCUUCUAUUAAAAAGAACUAAAUGAGAAUAAAACCUCAUCGUUUAACACUUAAA
Molecule: messenger RNA, 2746 nt
Organism: Maylandia zebra (zebra mbuna)
Lineage: Eukaryota; Metazoa; Chordata; Actinopteri; Cichliformes; Cichlidae
Gene: hsd17b4
Product: hydroxysteroid (17-beta) dehydrogenase 4
Molecular function (GO): oxidoreductase activity
Source: RefSeq, a predicted model, not a curated record